Molecule: messenger RNA, 1167 nt
Organism: Megalops cyprinoides (Indo-Pacific tarpon)
Lineage: Eukaryota; Metazoa; Chordata; Actinopteri; Elopiformes; Megalopidae
Gene: nanog
Product: nanog homeobox
Exons: 4
Coding region: 1-1167 (388 amino acids)
Biological process (GO): regulation of transcription by RNA polymerase II
Molecular function (GO): RNA polymerase II cis-regulatory region sequence-specific DNA binding; DNA-binding transcription factor activity, RNA polymerase II-specific
Source: RefSeq, a predicted model, not a curated record
AUGGCAGACUGGAAACUGCCCAUGGCUUACAACUUCAACCCGUCGUAUCAUGCAUACGCUUACGGGCUCAUGUACCCACACGGGCCUGAGCAAAACCAUCAAAACUUGAGCUGGGCAGAGGCCGCCUACAAUCACCCGGGAGUCGGUGGAGGUUAUUACUCUACGCCGCCGCCGCAUCAGUCGCCACCACGGAAUUCGGAAGAUAACCACACAGCUAAUUCACACUUUCCUAGUUCUGUUCUGUAUUUCGGCGACUCGCACACCCAGAAUGGUCGCCUUUUCCUUUCCCAUCAUCAACCUGAGUUCAACCAACGACCAAGGGAGAGCGAGCGGGCAAGCAGCGACACUCCAAGCGACUCUGAGGCUCACACGCCAGAUUCCUGGAGUUCGGGGAGUAGCAGGGAAGGGUGCCCCACACGUGCUGCCACAUCCUCCUGGGGAGAGAGAGAGGAGGAGGAAGUAGAUAGUGGAAGUCCCGACAGCAGCGGACACGUUUCCAGCUCUCUGACUGUAAGAGAUGAGGAGACACCUCAUGUUACAGUGGAAGGAGAGGAGCAGACCCAGCUGACCUCCCAAAAAGCUCCACCUCAACCCCGGAAGGCCAAGGCACGCACAGCUUUUUCGGAGGACCAGAUGAUCGCCCUGACCCAUCGGUUUAGUGUUCAAAGGUAUCUUACUCCAGCGGAGAUGAAGACUCUUGCAGGCAUAACAGGCCUUACUUACAAACAGGUGAAGACUUGGUUCCAGAACCGCAGGAUGAAGUUGAAGAGACACCAGAAAGACAACAGCUGGGUAUCUGAAAGGUAUCCCAACUCUGGCUAUCCCAACAUGCCCCUGCACUCUCAGUUCCAGACAGACUCCUCCGCAAUGCCCCAGGACCAGUACUCCAACACACAGUUCAGAGAGGCUGUUUUCAAGAAGACUCCUCCCCAAACUCCAACUUACUAUCACAACUACCCCCGCCCACCUUCACCCCAACAACCCCCAACACGAGUACAGAGUGGAUGGAGCCUGCCCCCUGUUGCCCACUAUGAAUACAACACCAACAAUUACAGUGGCGUGAAUGGCAACAAUAGCAUCAACAGUGACGACGGAACGCCAGUGGAUGCGAUUGAAAGUCCAAGUCGCAUGGCAGUGGUGCAGAGUGGCACUCAAUGGUCGACAUAA